Molecule: messenger RNA, 2103 nt
Organism: Metarhizium acridum CQMa 102
Lineage: Eukaryota; Fungi; Ascomycota; Sordariomycetes; Hypocreales; Clavicipitaceae
Product: ubiquitin ligase (cullin) of SCF
Biological process (GO): SCF-dependent proteasomal ubiquitin-dependent protein catabolic process; protein ubiquitination
Cellular component (GO): SCF ubiquitin ligase complex
Molecular function (GO): protein-macromolecule adaptor activity; ubiquitin protein ligase binding
Source: RefSeq, a predicted model, not a curated record
AUGCAGUCCAACCACCGUGGUGCCCAUCUCCUAGGUGAAGAACUCUACAACAACCUCAUUACCUACCUCCAGAAGCAUCUCGAAGAUCUUGUAGAGGCAUCCAAAUCGCACACCGACGAGGCACUGCUGGCAUACUACAUCAAGGAAUGGAGUCGAUACACCAAUGCGGCAAAAUACAUCCACCAUCUCUUCCGAUAUUUAAACCGUCACUGGGUCAAGAGAGAAAUCGAUGAGGGUAAGAAGAACGUGUACGAUGUCUACACUCUCCACCUCGUACAGUGGCGCAAGGUUUUGUUCGAGCAGGUCUCCGGAAAGGUAAUGGACGCCGUCUUGAAGCUAGUGGAGAAGCAGCGAAAUGGCGAGACGAUUGAACACAACCAGAUCAAACAAGUUGUCGACUCCUUUGUAUCCCUUGGUCUGGAUGAAGCCGACAUGUCGAGGUCUACAUUGGACGUUUACCGCUACCACUUUGAGAGGCCCUUUUUGGAAGCUACCGCAGAGUUUUACACCGCCGAAUCGAAACAAUUUGUCGCUGAAAAUAGCGUUGUUGAAUACAUGAAAAAAGCCGAAGUACGUCUGGCCGAAGAGGAGGAAAGAGUCGUCAUGUAUUUGCAUCAGGAUAUCGCCGUGCCAUUGAAGAAGACUUGCAACACGGCUCUGAUUGCCGAACACUCAACGUUGCUGCGGGAGGAGUUCCAGUUCCUGUUGGACAAUGAACGAGAGGAAGACAUGGCAAGAAUGUAUAACCUCCUUUCCAGAAUUCCUGACGGGCUGGACCCAUUGCGGACUAAAUUCGAAAAGCAUGUGCUCAAGGCUGGUCUCGCCGCUGUUCAGAAGGUACAGUCCUCCGAAGGUGACAAGCUUGAACCUAAAGUAUAUGUGGAUGCACUACUUGAAGUGCAUUCCCAGUAUCAGUUAUUGGUCAAGCAAGCAUUCAAUGACGAGCCAGACUUUACUCGCUCGCUUGACAACGCAUGCAGGGAGUUCGUAAAUCGCAACGAAGUAUGCAAGGACACUUCCACAAAAUCACCAGAGCUCCUAGCCAAGUAUACCGACGUCCUACUCCGUAAGAGUAGCACCAGUAUAGAAGAAGGCGACUUGGAGCGGACUUUGACCCAGAUUAUGACCGUUUUCAAAUACAUCGAGGACAAGGAUGUAUUCCAAAAGUAUUACUCCCGGAUGUUGGCCCGACGCCUGGUACAUAGCAACUCGUCAUCGGACGACGCCGAAACGAGCAUGAUUAGCAAGCUCAAGGAGGCUUGUGGUUUUGAAUAUACCAACAAGCUACAACGCAUGUUCCAGGACAUGCAGAUCUCAAAGGACCUGAACAAAGACUUCCGGGGCCACCUAGAAAGCGUCGACUCAGCCAAGACGGUUGACUCAACCUUCUCAAUUUUGGGUACCGGUUUCUGGCCCCUACAAGCGCCAUCAACGCAUUUUCACCCGCCUGUGGAAAUUGCCACAGAAAUUGAGCGCUUUACGCGAUUCUACAAGCACAAGCAUGACGGGCGCAAAUUGACCUGGUUGUGGCAUUUAUGCAAAGGUGAAGUCAAGGCGGGAUAUUGCAAGAACAGCAAAACGCCAUUCACAUUCCAAGUUUCAAUCUACCAAAUGGCUAUUCUUUUGCUGUUCAAUGAGAAGGACACCUACACAUAUGAUGACAUGGUCACCGCAACACAACUGAGCACUGAAGUUCUGGAUCAAGCACUAGCCGUCAUCCUCAAGGCCAAAGUGCUGCUGAUGGAUGGAGGUUCGGGCGCAAGGCCUAAACCCGGAAGGUCCUUCAGCCUUAACUACGAGUUCAAGAGCAAGAAGAUUCGCGUCAACCUUAACUUGGGUGGUGUAAAGGAGGCUAAGCAAGAAGAGACGGAGACUAACAAGACCAUUGAGGAGGACCGCAAGUUGGUACUUCAGUCGGCCAUUGUCCGAAUCAUGAAGGCACGAAAGAAGAUGAAACACACUCAACUUGUCAGCGAAACCAUCAACCAGAUUCGUUCGAGAUUCGUUCCCAAAGUUGGUGAUAUCAAAAAAUGUAUUGAGAUCCUCCUGGACAAGGAGUAUCUUGAACGCUUGGAUGACGAUGAGCUGGGUUACCUCGCAUAG